UCCUUCAUUUGCACUGAUGGAGGUUUAUGCCAAGAAAAAACCAUCCAAGAAGGCAUUAGAGGAACUGGCAAGGAGACAGAAGAAUGCUUUAUUUGGAGAUAAUUCAGAAUCUGCUGCUGCUGCAGGUCAAGGAGCAGGUGAAGCAAAAUGGGCUCUGUAUCAUUGCAAUUACUGUAAGAAAAAUAUUACCGGAGUAAUCCGUAUUAAGUGUGCCGUGUGCCCCGAUUUUGACUUAUGUGUUGAGUGCUUUUCUGUUGGAGCUGAGCUGACACCCCACAAAAGCAAUCAUGAUUACAGGGUCAUGAAUAAAUUGUCUUUUCCUCUCGUCUCCCCGGACUGGAACGCAGAUGAAGAAAUGUUGAUUCUGGAGGGAAUUGAAAUGUAUGGCCUAGAAAAUUGGGCAGAAGUUGCUGAGCAUGUUGGAACUAAGAACAAAGAGGCAUGCAUGGAACACUACAUGAAGUUUUACUUGAACUCUCCAGUCUUCCCUCUUCCGGACAUGUCUCAUGCUGUUGGGAGAAGCAGAGAAGAACUUCUUGCAACGGCGAAAGGGUCGGAUUCUGGGCCCUCAGUCAACACACAUGCUGCAGCUGGUGCUAACAAAAAGGCAUCCAAUAAAGGUCGGGGAAAAGCUAGUUUGCGGGAAGAUUAUCCAAAGGACGGAGAUUUUGGAGGAAAUAAGCCAAAUUCCUCAAGAAAUGAAGGUCGUACUUUGGUUGAAGCCAGUGGUUAUAACCCGAAAAGACAAGAAUUCGAUCCUGAAUAUGAUGAUGAUGCUGAGAAAUUACUCGCUGAUAUGGAGUUUAAUGACAAUGACACUGAGGAGGAGAUAGAGAUCAAACUUCGUGUGAUAAGUGUCUAUAAUAAAAGGCUUGAUGAAAGAGAGCGCAGGAAGAAAUUCAUACUUGAAAGAAAUUUGCUACAUGAAAAUCCAUUUGAGAAGGACUUAACACCCGAGGAAAAGGCAAUAUGCCGGAAAUAUGACGUGUUCAUGCGCUUACAUACUAAGGAAAAGCAUGAUGAAUUGCUCAGAACUGUUAUCUCUGAACAUAGAUAUCUGAAAAAGAUUCUAGAGACUAAGGAAGCAAUUGCUGCUGGUUGCCGCACAUCAGCUGAAGCCGAUAUAUAUCUGGCAAAUAAGAGAAGAAGUGAAGUUGAAGGAAGUGCUCGCGGGGUAAGAGAAAAUACUCACGCGGUCCCGAACAAUCAUGGCGUUCCGAAUGCAUUGAUGUCUCCAGACUCUGCUGGUACCAGACCUGCAAGGCCAGCUACUUCAAGUGCUGUCAAUGCAACAAAACACUCUGCCGUUGAGAAACGUUUGUGCUGCGAGUUAAGGUUGUCUCCAACCGUGUAUCUGAAGAUGCAAGAGGACAUGUCGGUACAAAUGAUUGCUGGAAACAUCUCUUCAAAGUCUGAUGGUCGUCAAAUGUUCAAGAAUAUGGAUACCAUGAAAAUUGACAGGGUGUAUGAUAUGCUCAUUAAGAAGGGUAUUGGUUCCCCCUGAGACCUCUCUUAUUCUGUUCAAGGACCCCUUAAUAAUAAUCAGAUUAAAAUUAAGUUAUAUAUCAAACUAUAAACAUUUCUAGAUAUUUUUGAAGUUGAGUAUCAAGCUUUUGUAAUAAGUUUCUAUCUGUGGAGUGGAUAGAAGUGGUGUGUAUCGGAAUUUGCUAAGAUGUUGUUUUUGGGGGACCAUCACCCUUGAAAAUUUGUUGCACAUUAGUUGUUUUUUUUAAUUGUUUUACUAUUGACAUGUUUUAAGUUUGAAAAAUCUAUAGCUUGUCUCUUUGAGAUAUAGAAGAUUUUAUGUUUUCUCUCUUUGUGUGUUGCACGAUUAUCCUGUGGCUAUGCAUGCUAGUUUGGUUGCAUAUGGUUAAAGUUGAAACUCUAUAGUUUGUG
This is a messenger RNA of Medicago truncatula (barrel medic), 1896 nucleotides long. Its product is annotated as transcriptional adapter ADA2b. Gene Ontology annotation, biological process: chromatin remodeling; regulation of transcription by RNA polymerase II. Gene Ontology annotation, molecular function: chromatin binding; zinc ion binding; transcription coactivator activity. The record is from RefSeq and is a predicted model, not a curated record. Lineage: Eukaryota; Viridiplantae; Streptophyta; Magnoliopsida; Fabales; Fabaceae. Bases 17 to 1504 code for a protein of 495 amino acids. Gene Ontology annotation, cellular component: nucleus. The transcript is spliced from 11 exons.